Molecule: messenger RNA, 1587 nt
Organism: Cloeon dipterum
Lineage: Eukaryota; Metazoa; Arthropoda; Insecta; Ephemeroptera; Baetidae
Product: glycerate kinase
Exons: 4
Coding region: 152-1531 (459 amino acids)
Biological process (GO): protein phosphorylation
Cellular component (GO): cytoplasm
Molecular function (GO): glycerate kinase activity
Source: RefSeq, a predicted model, not a curated record
CACGUCAUUGGACAUAUUCACAGUCACAUGACCUCUGCUAAAAAUUAGCACUGGCCAACUGGCCAUAUCAAGUUCAGUUAUUGGAUAAGCGAGAAAAAAUAAGUGGUCGACCUUCGGACCCGUCUCAAAAAUAUACGUAGACACCACUUCAAUGAUUAUAAAAAUAGCAAUGGAAGCAGCAGCAGUCAAAGAAAAUUUGAAACAAAUAUUUUUGCACGCUGUCCAGGCUGUAAAACCGCAAAACCUAAUUCUUCAAAAUUUAGUCAGGCGUGAGGACGUUUUGGUUGUAAAUGAAAGGAAAUAUUCUUUGAAGAGAAAUGUUUUUAUGGUGGGUUUUGGCAAAGCCGUCCUGGGGAUGGCCGCAGCUGCUGCACCCCUACUUGAUAGUCAUCUUCAGGGUGGCAUCCUGAGCGUUCCGGUUGGAAGUGAUUCGAAUUUAAUUCGGCAGUUGAAAAAAGCAAAUUUAGAAGUCCUCGAAGGCGCCAAAAAUAAUCUUCCUGACAACGAUGCCCUUCUUGCCGCGAAGAAAAUUAAAGACCUGGCCGUCAGUUUGCACCCUGAGGAUAUAUUAAUCAUCCUGAUUUCAGGUGGAGGAUCUGCUCUUCUGCCUUUGCCGAAAGAGGGCUUGACACUGGAAGACAAACUCGACGCCAUCAAAAAGCUCACCAGAGCUGGUGCUACCAUAAAUGAGCUCAACCACGUGCGGAUUGCCCUGUCCGACUUGAAGGGCGGCCAACUUGCGACCCUCUCAGGCACCAAGCAAGUUGUCACCCUUAUUUUGUCGGACAUCAUAGGAGACCCUGUCCACCUCAUUGCAAGUGGCCCCACGGUUCAGCCUCUACCUGUCAACACGUGUGACAUAAUUGAAAAAUACGACCUUACUGAUAAACUUUCGACCAAAAUCCUUCAAUACUUGAUGGACAAUAUCAAGUGCCAAUCACUUGACACCAGUCAUGUUCAAAAUUUGGUUAUUGGGAAUAAUACAAAAGCUCUUGAGGCAGCUGCAGAAAAGGCUAAGGAGCUGGGAUAUUUCCCUUGCAUUCUUUCCAACAGUGUUUCUGGAGAAGUGGUAGACGUUUCCAAUUUUUACGGCACCCUGGCCCGAGUGUGGCGCAAAAAGGAUCAAUUGAACGAGCUAAUUUCACAAUCAAAAUUUCCCAUUACAAAGCCACCAGCAGCUGUCUGUGAUAUGCAAUCAAUUAUUUUCAUUUGCGGUGGUGAGCCAACGGUUGCAUUGAAAGGGCAGGGCCAAGGAGGCAGAAAUCAGGAACUUGCCCUGAGGGUGGCGAAGACCCUGCCCGAAGGAUGCACGUUCCUUAGUGCUGGCACUGAUGGAAUAGACGGACCAACUCCGGCUGCGGGCGCAGUUUGUGACAGAUCAAAUUUGAGAUCCGAUUUAGACAAAUUUCUAGCCAACAAUGACUCGUAUUCUUAUUUGAGGGAAAGUGAUGGGGAUUUGAUCCAAACUGGGCACACUGGCACUAAUGUUAUGGAUAUUCAUUUGCUACAUGUCUGUAAAUUGGGUAAAUAGCAAUUUAAUUGUUUUUCAUUAAAAGUAGAUUGAUACAGGGCAAAAUAUUGCAAUAA